AUGGCAAUUUUAGAGUAUACAGGUUUUGGUAGAUUGGCGAAACGCUUCUGUUGCCGCUGGAGAACAACUUGGAAAAGUAUCGGUUUGAAUCGCUGGCUACGGUGAUUUAUUCGUCGGCGUCGUUGAUGAAUGUGGGAACCUAUGGAGGAGGAGGAGGAGAAAAAAGCGUCAAUGUGAUUAAAGAAUCUUCGCUGUCGUGGUUUGGUCCAGAGGAGAUGGCGCCAGAAACGGGAGAGAGGCCUUUCAUAGGCGAGACCUCUACCACGGAUAAGAAUGAGGGACUUGAUGCUGAUAGUGCUGGUGGGCAACUCCUUAAAAACAUCAAGAAAGCAAAAAAUAUUGCUCUGAACUUCGCCGGCUUAUUUGAGCGCUGUGUCGCGGAGAUCGCCAAAUUCUUGCUACAGGAGGAUGAGUUUGGUCGCUUACCUUCUGCUUCAGAAGCAACAUUCAUCAAAAGUGCUACUUCUAGCUGCCUGAAGAUUCUGGUUUACCCGAACCUAAACUAAGAGACGAAGGAGGAAGGAAGCGUCAAGCCAGCGGAAAUGAUACAUAAUGAGCAUCAUAUGCUGUUGGAGGAAAUGGGAGCUGUGGGAAUUGACCUUGUUGUCGGCUGCCAUUUUGUCUCUACGGUGGUCACGAGAGGGGCUAUAUCAGGGGCACUCGCGUGACAUAGUUGGUGGUGAAGACCGAGCAACAAAUUACUGGGGGAUGGUGGUGAACGAGGAACCACUCAGGUAGUACAUACGACCACGAAGAUUCGUCAGAUCAUCGCAGUUUCGCAUCAUACUUUAUAAAUGUUAAUAUUAUGAAUAUGGUGGUACAGGUACUGCCUGCUCGGUCAAUUUCAAGGCAAUAAAAAGAUCCAUGCAAGAACAUGUUGUCACUGAGUCGACGUCUGGUAUGGACUCUUUCUGUUGAAUAACAACAACUGCGACAAGAAAACUGAGGAGCUGCUUUUCUCCUGAUUAAU
Amoebophrya sp. A25 is the source of this 970-nucleotide messenger RNA. Lineage: Eukaryota; Dinophyceae; Syndiniales; Amoebophryaceae. The record is from the annotation of a GenBank genome assembly.